UCUACAAAAGCCCAAUGGGCGAGGCUGAGGAAAUGCCUGGGCACGACCCUUCUCAUGGCAUUCCCGGGGCGCCCGCAUAAGCCCGUACCCACUCACGCUCGGGGACUUUCUCGGAAUCGCGCUUCUUCUUCGAGCCGCCUCGAGGCGCGCCCCGUCCAGGUCUCUUUAGCUCCGCCCCCUGAUGAGGGGGCGUGGCCUCCUCAGGGCCGGGGCGUGGCCCAACCGGGAAAUGGGCGUCGAACUCCCCUUCCCAGUCUGGAGCCACCCAAUCAAGGCGGGGCGGGAGACCGAUCACGUGACCCGCAAGCGGUCUCACCCUCCUCAUGUGCCAGUACCACCUCCUCCAGUCCCAGAGGGGGGAUGUCUUACUCCUUUCCAGGAAGCAAACCCUUUAUUUGAGUACGGUUUGCGUCCACAUAGCGUGAGGGUGAGAUCUUUGGGAGCCACUGGAACCGUCUUUGCCCCCUCGGUGGGGUUUUGUCUCCUGGCUUCCCCUAAGUGCGAGGCAGUUGGUCUCGCCCAGCCGGGUCUUGGGCGCGGCGGCGGCAGCCGCGUCACUGGCGGGCGGGAUCCCUCCGCUCUGGGGAGGCAGCGCUGGCGGCGGGGUUGGGGCCACUGAGGAAAUCCAUCCGCGCCGCCGCCGCCGCCGCCGCCGCCUCCGCCGCGGAGGAAGACAGCGCCGCCCGCGCGCCGCCAGCGACCCCGCCGCAGAGUCCCACCGCCACAGGCCUCGGGCCAGCGGCCAGGAGCUGCCUCCCCCAGCCCCCGUCCCGCGGCCCCCAGCCGCCCCCAACCCCGCCCCACGGGCCCGGCGCCAUGAGUGAGCUGGAGCAACUGAGACAGGAGGCCGAGCAGCUCCGGAACCAGAUCCGGGAUGCCCGAAAAGCAUGUGGGGACUCAACACUGACCCAGAUCACAGCUGGGCUGGACCCAGUGGGGAGAAUCCAGAUGAGGACCCGGAGGACCCUCCGUGGGCACCUGGCAAAGAUCUAUGCCAUGCACUGGGGGACCGACUCAAGGCUGCUGGUCAGCGCCUCCCAGGAUGGGAAGCUCAUCAUCUGGGACAGCUACACCACCAACAAGGUUCACGCCAUCCCGCUGCGCUCCUCCUGGGUCAUGACCUGUGCCUAUGCGCCCUCAGGGAACUUUGUGGCCUGUGGGGGGCUGGACAACAUCUGCUCCAUCUACAGCCUCAAGACCCGCGAGGGCAACGUCAGGGUCAGCCGGGAGCUGCCUGGCCACACUGGGUACCUGUCGUGCUGCCGCUUCCUGGAUGACAACCAAAUCAUCACCAGCUCUGGGGAUACCACCUGUGCCCUGUGGGACAUUGAGACAGGCCAGCAAACAGUGGGUUUUGCUGGACACAGUGGGGAUGUGAUGUCCCUGUCCCUGGCCCCCGAUGGCCGCACGUUUGUGUCAGGCGCCUGUGAUGCCUCUAUCAAGUUGUGGGAUGUACGGGAUUCCAUGUGCCGACAGACCUUCAUCGGCCACGAAUCUGACAUCAACGCGGUGGCUUUCUUCCCCAACGGCUAUGCCUUCACCACCGGCUCUGAUGACGCCACGUGCCGCCUCUUCGACCUGCGGGCCGAUCAGGAGCUCCUCAUGUACUCCCAUGACAACAUCAUCUGUGGCAUCACCUCUGUUGCCUUCUCGCGCAGCGGCCGGCUGCUGCUCGCUGGCUACGACGACUUCAACUGCAACAUCUGGGAUGCCAUGAAGGGCGACCGUGCAGGGGUCCUCGCUGGCCACGACAACCGUGUGAGCUGCCUUGGGGUCACCGACGAUGGCAUGGCUGUGGCCACUGGCUCCUGGGACUCCUUCCUCAAGAUCUGGAACUAACGGCCCCACCCCUGCUGGGCCCAGGCCGGGAGGGGCCCUGCCCAUGCCCACACUACAGGCCAGGGCUGAGGGGCUGGGCACACUCCCAGCCCCCUUCCCUGGGCCACGGGGCCUUGGGUCCCUGCCCUCCCACCCAGGUUUGGUUCCUCCCGGGGCCCCCACUGUGGAGAUAAAAAGGGGAUGGAAUGGGGGAAAAGGAGGGGCAGGAGGCCCUCAUCCUUCUGCUGCCCUGGGGUUGGGGCCUCACCCCUCUGGAGGGCCAGAGGCAGGAGGUGGAAACCCCAGGGGCUGGCUUUUUUAAAACUGGUUUUAUUUUAAUUUUUAUUAUAUUUUCAGUUUUUCCAUAAAGGAGCCAAUUCCAACUCUGUA
Chlorocebus sabaeus (green monkey) is the source of this 2208-nucleotide messenger RNA. RefSeq names its product G protein subunit beta 2 (gene GNB2). Gene Ontology annotation, biological process: signal transduction. Gene Ontology annotation, molecular function: protein binding. The record is from RefSeq and is a predicted model, not a curated record. Lineage: Eukaryota; Metazoa; Chordata; Mammalia; Primates; Cercopithecidae.